AUGCCCGUGCGGGAGAUGGCGGUGAGUCCUGUCAAGUCCCUGUACUGGGAGCAGUUCCCCCCAAUGUCACAGCGCAGGGUGUAUUGCACCCCCGUCUACCACGACGGCCUGCUCUACGUGAUGGGGGGCUGCAGUGAGACCGGCGUGCCUCUGGACAGCGCCGAGGUGCUGGACAUCGAGAGCCAGACGUGGAGCCAGCUGCCGCCGCUGCUCAGCGCUCGUGCAGGGGCUUCGGCCGUGGUGCUGAGAGGCCAGGUGCUGGUGCUGGGGGGCAUGGACCACCAGCAGACCCCGAUGGCCUCCGUGGAGGUGUACAACGCUGACGAGGGCAAGUGGGAGACGAGGGCCAGCCUGGGUCAGCCGUCCAUGGGCGUCACCGCUCUGGAGAAAGAUGGGAAGGUGUAUGCACUGGGGGGCAUGGGGACGGACACCACCCCCCAGGCCUUGGUGAGGGUCUACGAGGCAGAGAUGGACCAGUGGCAGCCUCUCACCUCCAUGCCGACGCCGCGUUAUGGAGCGACGCCCUUCCUCCGGGGAAACAAGAUCUACGUGAUGGGUGGUCGCCAGGGAAAGAUGCCGGUGACAGCGUUGGAGGCCCUUGACCUUGAGGUAAAGAGCUGGACACGCUACCCCUGCAUCCCAAGCCGACGAGCCUUCUCCUGUUGUGUUGCUACCGAACGGACCCUCUUCAGCAUGGGCGGUCUCCAGCAGCCGGGCCCUCAUAACUUCUACUCCAGGCCCCACUUUGUCAGCACUGUGGAGGAAUAUGAUCUGGAACAGGGUGUGUGGCUCAAACCCACUCGUGCAUCCAGGAUGCGGGAGAAGAGGGCUGACUUCGUCACAGGCUGCCUGGGAGGAAGGGUAAUCGCUGCAGGUGGCCUAGGUAAUGAGCCAUCACCCUUGGGUUCGGUGGAGAGCUACAACCCAGUGAAGCGUCGCUGGGAGUGUGUGGUACCCAUGCCCACCGCCCGCUGCUCCUCUGCAGCCCUGCAGACUACAAACAUGCUCUUUCUCAUCGGCGGUGUAGCCCAAGGACCCAGUAAUGCUGUGGAAGCCCUUUGCUGGCAAGAGACUGUGUGACACAUACCCACA
Molecule: messenger RNA, 1092 nt
Organism: Lampris incognitus (smalleye Pacific opah)
Lineage: Eukaryota; Metazoa; Chordata; Actinopteri; Lampriformes; Lampridae
Product: kelch domain-containing protein 8B-like
Exons: 5
Coding region: 1-1080 (359 amino acids)
Molecular function (GO): protein binding
Source: RefSeq, a predicted model, not a curated record